UCUGUUUCAUUGAUUGUUUAAAAAGUUAAUUUUUGUAAAAUGAUGGCAGAUUUUUUAACAAUGGGUAACGCUUGUGGGCAAAAUUUGCUCCGGCUUGUUGCCAGAGGAAAUGCUAUUAUAGCAGAACUAAUGCGAUUAAAAGAUUAUAUUCCUCCAGUUUAUAGAUUGGAUUCAAAACAUUAUGUACAAAAAUAUAGUGCAAUAAUAACAGAUUUUGUUUAUUUUAAAGCAGCAAAUUCUUAUGAACAAAAGAUUGAAAAUGACGCUGUGCUUCAAGAAUUAGAUGAAAAACUACGUGAUAAUUAUUCUGAAAUAUUAUCAAGAUUUUACUUAGGAUUCGAAAGUAUUCAUAAAUAUGUAACAGAUCUUAACAGUUAUAUUGAUGAGUUGGAAGAUGAAACUUAUAUUCAACAAUCUACGGAAUCACUAAUGCUAAAUGAAGAAGGAAAACAAUUAAUUUGUGAAGCUAUUUAUCUUUAUGGCAUCAUGUUAUUAAUUGCUGAUUGUUACUUUGAUGGUCGAAUUCGAGAACGUUUAUUAGUAUCUUAUUAUAGAUACAAUGCACAAAGAGCAUCUUCUACAAGAGUAGAUGAUGUAUGUAUGUUACUUCGAUCUACUGGAUUUAUUAAAGGAUCGUUUAAACGACCUCAAAAUUAUCCUGAAGCAUAUUUUCAGAGAGUACCGAUUAAUGAAUCACUGAUUGAUCUUGCUAUAGCUCGCCUACGUACUGAUGAAAUUUAUAAUCAGACUAAUGCAUUCCCACAUCCUGACCAUAGAAGUAUAGCAUUAGCAAAUCAAGCAUCUAUGUUAGUUAUAAUUUUAUCGUUUAGCCCAUCAAUAUUGCAUACGCAGUCAGCAGUAAUGAGGGAAGUUGUAGAUAGAUUUUUUCCCGAUUCUUGGGUCAUAAGUGUAUAUAUGGGUAUAGUCAUUGAUUUAUGGGAUUGGUGGAGUCCAUAUAAAGCUGCCAAAACUGCUUUAAAUAAUACUUUAGAAAAUGCAAACAUUAAAAGAAUCGCUCAAAAAUAUGGUCAACAAAUGGAAAAAAAUCUUAAGAAAACUAAAGAAAUACAAAUGUCUUUAUCUUUGGAUGAAAGCGCAAUAGGAUCAGUAAUAAAAUUUAUUAGAGAGUGCAAUGUUACGUUACAUUGGUUACUUUUACACACUGCUACUCCAACAAUUCUCACAGAAGACUUGAAGCGUUCGAGAAAUCUUAAACAAAUAGUACUACAGGAGAGUAAAUAUUCUGCAAAUGAUACAUUACGUUUAUUAUUAAGUACAGCACAAAUUGAAGAUAAUAUGAAACAACUAUACAAGCAGUUAUUACAAGAUAAGGAAAAUAAGUGGAUCAAAAAUAAAGAAAAAUGCAUACAACGCAUCAAUAAAUUAUCAGAUGCUUUUAAUGGAAAUAAACGAUUGGAUGAUAUAGAAGAAAAUGAAACGCUUGAAGCUUGGUUUAAAGAAAUUAGUAAACAUAUUGAAUCAUUAAUUGAAGAUGAUGGGAAAAAAAUUAUGCAGUUAUUACAAGCUUUAGAAGAAGUACAAGAAUUCCAUCAAUUAGAAAGCAAUUUGCAAAUAUCACAGCACUUAAAAGAAACACGACAAAUUUUGCACGAUAUGUUAAGAUCAAGUUCAAUGACCGAAGAUACAAUGAUUGCAUUAAAUAUUGUCACGGAUUGUUGUUAUGCUUGGAACAUAAUGGAGACUUUUGUUCCAACAAUGCAAGAUCUUAUAAAACAAAAUCCUGCCACAGUAAUUCAGCUAAAAGCUUUAUUUUUAAAAAUGGCUUCAGCUCUGGAAAUGCCUCUAUUACGAAUUAAUCAAGCUCGGAGUGCAGACUUAGCUUCUGUAUCGCAAUAUUACAGUAGAGAAUUAGAAAGUUACGCUAGACGCGUUUUACAAAUAAUUCCUGAAUCAGUUUUUGCGAUACUGGCUGAUAUUGUUUAUCUUGAAACAAACAUUUUUAAUGAAAUACCAACUAAAUUAUACAAAGAUAAAAUUAAAGAUUAUGCACAGUUGAACGAGAGACUAAAAAUGGCAGAAUUAACUUAUUCAGUUUCUGUUGUUACAAAUGGUAUGUUAUCUUUAAGAAGCGUUUCAUUAGGAAUUUUACGCGUUGAUUCCCAUAGACUUUUAGAAGAUGGAAUUCGACAGGAACUUGUAAAGAAAGUAACUCUGGCUUUACAUAAUAGUCUCAUUUUUGACGGAAAAUCUAAGAGUAUGCUAAUGAACAAAUUACAAGAACUAUCAAUAGUUAUGGACGGAUAUAGAAAAUCCUUUCAAUAUAUUCAAGAUUAUAUAAAUAUCAAUAGUUUAAAAGUCUGGCACGAAGAAAUUACGUAUAUAAUAAAUAACGCUGUUGAAGAAGAAUGCAGAGGAUCUUCAUGGACACCAGGAAAAAUGUGGACGUAUUUACCUGAGGACAAAAUAAACGCUCAUUUAGCUCCAACAGAUUCAAAUUCUCUAACAUUUAUGGGACGACUUGCUAGAGAAAUAAUGCGUAUAACAGAUCCUAAAACAACCAUUUAUAUAGAACAUGCACUGGCUUGGUUCGAUCUAAAAACUCAAACUGAAGUUUUAACUCACAAAGCAUUCACAAUGAUUUUACAAGCAAUAGGUGUCCCUGGACUCUCAGGAUUGGACAAAAUGAUAUCUCAUUUAGUUGCGGUUGAAAUGGAAAAAAUUACUAAAUUUAUCGAUAAAGGCAUUAAGAAUAAAAGCUGGGCAGUUGCUCUAAAAGAAUGCGAAACUUUAUUUCAAAAUGGAGAAAAUUUAAAACACAAUAGAGGAAAGUUUUUAACAACUGUUAAUACCUUAGUUAAUAAAGCUUGGUCGUCACUGUUGGAUUCAGUAUUGAAAGUUGGUCAUCUACAAAUUUUAAAGCAAAAAAUAGCUUAUGAACUUAAUACUGCUUGUAAAUUUGAAGCAAAGCAUAUGGAAUCCGCCCUUCGAACAUUAAAUAAUGCCAUUCUUUUUGAAAUUCAAGAAAGGAAAGUGGAAUGGGAAAAUUCAGAGUUCUUAAAUGAUUUACGAAUUAGAUUAGAAUGGGCCGGUAUUACGGAUGUAAAUAACAAAAUUUAUGUACAACCGCCAGAUAUUAAAAAUAUAGAUUUUGUGAUAUUUCUUUUUUCCGUGCCGCAACUUCAUAAAUUGUACUUUUGUAAAAAUACUGCUAGUCUAUUAAGUAAAAAAAUUCAAGAUCCAAUAGAUGCUGUUAUAUUUAUCUUGGGUGUUCAGUCAGUACUGAAGCAGUUUGGUAUAUUGCAGUUAAAUGAAUAUGUCACGCAUAUUACCGAAUACGUCUUAUCAUUCGUGAUAUCAGACAGUACAAAAAUGAGCAAUGAAUUUGAAAUGGAGAUAAUAACUGGGGUGCACUUUUUAGAACUGUUUAUAAAGUAUGCUGGUAUUCCAAAAACCGUUAUCACAAACACCAUUCCUCUUAUGGUGUUGGAUCAGUACCAAGCUAAAGUAAUUAAAUAAGAAAAAUAUUCGUACACGAUAUAGGCAAUUUAUUAACACAGCUGUAAAUAAUAUCAAAAUAAACAAUAUUAAACAAUAAAUAUUUUUAGGGUCCAU
Messenger RNA from Ceratosolen solmsi marchali, 3573 nucleotides. RefSeq names its product WASH complex subunit strump (gene Strump). Lineage: Eukaryota; Metazoa; Arthropoda; Insecta; Hymenoptera; Agaonidae. Gene Ontology annotation, cellular component: endosome; WASH complex. The transcript is spliced from 17 exons. Gene Ontology annotation, biological process: endosome fission; regulation of actin nucleation; endosome organization. Bases 40 to 3477 code for a protein of 1145 amino acids. The record is from RefSeq and is a predicted model, not a curated record.